CUCCCAGCUUUGUGCCUCACUGAAGCUAAUUGGUGCUACCCUAUGUAACAUGGGAAUUGGGCCGUCAUUGGAGCACAGGCAACCAUGAGGGUUACACCCAUGCUGUCCUUAAAGCUAACUCUUCCUUCCCCGGCAUCCUUAACUGCCAGCAGCUCCUUACCUAGAGCUGAGGCCUGUGUGCCCAUUCUUGGUCCACGCUGAAAUGGCGACCGGCUGGAUCUUGUGCAGGUGGCCAGCAGCUCUUAGCUCGUGAGUGCGAUGGACGAUCUGUCACGUCCAGGAGACGGCAUUGUACAGCAGUGCUUCCUGACCUCUGGAUCUUAGAGUCUUUCCACCCCUCUCUUGAAAACUCCCUGAGGUUUGAGGGAGAGAGGGUAUGAUGUAGAUACACCCCAUUUAGGGCUGCAGUGACUUGCGUACUUCUCGGCACUUUAGCCAGUCGUGCGUCUCCAAGCCCUGCCGACCACAUCACUGAUGAAUUUCACUGCGCUAAACUGUGGGUAUAAAGAGAAGUAUUUAGAAGACAGUUUGAUUCUAUGUCCAUCUAGCAAGAUGAUAGUAGCAGGUUCUCCAGGGCCUAUGACCUCCCAGCUUCAGUUUCUCGAUCGAGGUUACAGUACUAGGCGUGAGUUCCCUUCUGUAGAAUGGACCUUAAGUCCGUAACUGCUCAUUACUGUGACACUCAUGCCUCUGUUGCAUAUCUUGCCAGGGUGGCCAUUAUUCUACAGCUCACAGGUUCUAGCUAGGAAAGGGGUUUGAUUACUUCUUGUUUGCAGCAGCCUGCGUGACAUCUUCUAGUACUAAAAGCUAGCCAGCAGGGACAGAGUUUCCAGGUUAGCACCCACUUGAAUACUCUGUGUCCUAUGAUCAGUAAUAGGGUGCUACCAUCAAACAUUGUUGGACAAUUAAGAGAGUAUUUUUGUGGGGAAGUGUCUCCAGGGGCCCCCUUGACCAACAACUUGAAGUCUUUCUUUUAAAUCCUCAUAUAAUACAACAGCAGUAUCUCUCCUCUCUCCUCCUCCCAGCCCCUCCCCCACAUCGCUCCUGUACUCCAGAUCCAUGCCUCCUACCUUUCCCUUCAGAAAAAGGCAGGCCUGCCAGGGAUUUGAAACAAACAUGGCAUAUCAGUUUGUAAUACAGCUAGCCAACCCCGCCUCGCCCACCAUGAAAGCUGGAUGAGGCAACCCAACAGGAAGAGUAGGGUCCCCAAAGCAGGAAAAACAGCUUUGUGUGGAGGUUGUAAUGGAGCAGAAAGCAUAUCACAGGGUGAAGGGGUGCCCAAGUGACCCUGCCUGUGACCUAGAUAUGAUUACUCUAUGGUGACAGAAGCUUUGUGCUUCUGACACCCUCUCCCAUGUGUAAAUUUCCUAAAAUGCAUCCUUGUGCCAGCCGACCUGGUCUUUACCCCCCAUGGAGUCUGUGGCUCUUGGACACAAGCUCUGCACAGCUCUAUCAUGCUGAGUUGUUUGUGUGAGCUCCAAGGUGGAGGCUCAAUUUACUGUUUACUCUGCAUGUCGUAAAUUAUCUUCUGGUUUGUUUUAAACAGCAGCAGAACAUCAGCGGAAGGCUGAAAAAACGUGAAAAACAUGGUAGGUACCUGGACUGCAGAAAGGAUACUGAUUUCCAGUGAGCCGAAACAAGAUUACAGGCCACGUGUGGAGCACUGUUGAGUGGGACUCAAAUUGCUCCCUCUGCUUGCGUUCAGACGGCUCCAGGUGCCAGAGUGACAUCUGAUCACUCCCAAUAAUAAGUAGCCAGUGACAUCCAGCCACCAGCAGUCAGAGCCAGCAGGCUGCUGUCUUCCAGGACAAAUGUCUUUUCUCAAGUUCUAUCAAGUCAGCAUCUGUAAACAUCGCUUAGGUUGACAGCAGCACAACAGAUCCUUGUUACCUUCAGAUUCUGUGCUCAGGAAGUCAGCUACUCGUCAGUCAGCUAUUCCAGGAUCCACACAGAGCAUGUGACUCAUAACUCGACGUGGACUCCAGCUGAGGUGCAGUAAGCCAACAUUCUGCAUCCAUCUGCCGUUAGCCUUAAAUAAGUGUCUUUCUCCUGGACUUUUACCUUAGUCUCAUAUUGGCACAUCUUGAUGGUAGUUUUCCCGUUUAUGACAGCUCCAAGCUGGCCCUGGGAGCACAGACCUACAGUCUUCACGUGUGGGAGGCAAAAGCAGGAGAAUGGAGUUGGCAGCCUGGGUUAUACAGUAAGACUGUCUCAAGAACAAAAACAAAAAGAAGAAAACACAAAAGCUCCAGGCUGUGAGGAGGAGUGGAUCUGUCGGGUCCACUCAGGAUAGUCUCACCUAGAUGCUAGUUAUACACGGUAGCCGGCGAGUUGCGACAUGCAGCCUCAGGAACGUGCAUACAUGUGUGUUCCUGGUGUGUCUCAUGCAUUCACAGUUUGACUCAUGCAUAUAUGUGGGCAUGUGUGUGUCUAGAAGUACAUGCCUAAGUGCCUGCAUGCACUGGUAUGCGUGGACGUGCCUAGGAGUAACCACAUGUUACGAGUACAGACUGAAUGGCUGUAUAUGCGUGUGUGUGAGUACCCAUGUAGGAAUGUUCAUGUGUAUAUGUGUGAAUAUGAGUAUGUGUGGUGGUGUGGAUGCCUGUGUGCAAGGAUGUUUGCAUGUUAGGCAUAUGGGUAACUUCUGUGUGCUUAUGUGAAUGCCAGUGUGUGAAGACCUGGAUGUGUUGUGUGUGCAUAGACUGUAAGGGCCCGGGGUCGGGGGCUGGAGAAAUGGCUCUGCUCUUCCAGAGGUCCUGAGUUCAAUUCCCAGCAACCCCAUGGUGGCUCACAACUGUCUGUAAUGGGAUCAGAUGUUCUCUUUUGGUGUGUCUGAAGACAGCGACAGUGUAAUUACAUAAAUAAAAUAAAUACAUCUUACAGAAAAAAAGAGCUGGGGAUUCUGUGGCCCAACAGUGCUGGGCUCCACUGGACUUGAACACAUGCUACACUUUGUUGUUGUUGCUGGAAACCUUGUCUUAGGAUGUGAUUGUUUUGCCAGGCUACUGAAGGUUUAAGUCCGGGCAGUUGAAGAGUGUUGUAGGUAGCGGUUGUCAGCACAAGGGUCAUUUUGUGGCUGGGAAGGGACAGCCCUCGCCCAAGGUGAUGGUGGUUAGCAAGAUGAACAAAGAUGCAGAGAUGAGAGCCAUGGUUAACCAAAAGUUAAUAGAAGCUGGAGAACGAGAACGCCUCAAAGAGUUGCUGAGAGCUGAGUUAACUGAGUGCAGCUGGAAGGAUCAGUUGAAGGCACACUCUAAAGAGGUAAUUAAAGAGAAAGGACUAGGAUACAUUACCAUUGAUGACAUGGUGGCUGAACUCACUCCAAAAGGCAGAGAGCCCUGGUACUUGACAGUGUAAAAGAAGGAACUCCUACAGAGAAUGAGAACAUUUCUUGUUCAGCAUGCCAGUGGAUUUAUUUCUGAAAGUAAAAUUUGCCAUAGUUAGAAAUUGAUUUCCCAAAAUAAAGUCCUUUUUUGUAUGAUGGUUUAAAAAAAAAUGUGAUUGGUUCCAUGGGAGGAAAAAAAAGAUCUGAAUACCAAGUUGUCAAAAGGGCUUUUGCUGUUUUGUUGCCUCUUUUCUGGAAAUCAGAAGGUUUAAAGAAUGUCCUACUGGGCUGGAGAGAUGGCUUAGUGGUUAAGAAAACUGGCUGCUCUUC
Molecule: messenger RNA, 3655 nt
Organism: Mus musculus (house mouse)
Lineage: Eukaryota; Metazoa; Chordata; Mammalia; Rodentia; Muridae
Product: predicted gene, 46629
Exons: 1
Coding region: 3106-3357 (83 amino acids)
Source: RefSeq, a predicted model, not a curated record